GGUAGGAAGAUGAGCUCAAAGGUUACUACAGAGCUGCUGAAGCAGCUGCGCCAGGUGAUGAGGAGCUCAAAGCAUGUCACAGAGCCCAUCCAGGCCUACAUCGUCCCUUCGGGAGAUGCCCACCAGAGCGAGUACAUUGCGCCCUGUGACUGCCGGCGGGCGUUUAUCUCUGGAUUCGAUGGCUCUGCAGGUACUGCCAUUAUAACCGAGCAGAAUGCAGCCAUGUGGACGGAUGGACGCUACUUUCUGCAGGCAGCCAGUCAAAUGGACAACAACUGGACACUCAUGAAGAUGGGGGUGAAGGAUACUCCUUCUCAGGAGGACUGGCUAGUGAGUGUGCUCCCAGAGGGCUCCAAAGUUGGAGUGGACCCUUUCAUCAUACCAGCUGAUCAGUGGAAGAGGAUGUCCAAAGUCCUGAGAAGUGCUGGUCACGCUCUCGUGCCAGUCUCAGAGAACCUCAUUGAUGUGGUCUGGGUAGAUCGCCCUCAACGACCUUGCAAACCUCUGAUCACCCUGGGUCUCAGCUACACAGGGGUGGGCUGGAAAGAGAAGAUCACAAUUCUGCGCCUGAAGAUGGCCGAGAGAAAGGUCCCGUGGUUUGUGGUUACAGCCUUGGAUGAAGUAGCAUGGCUGUUCAAUCUCCGAGGCUCUGAUGUUGAAUACAAUCCAGUGUUUUUUGCUUAUGCCAUCAUAGGAAUCAACAGCAUCAGUCUGUUUAUCGAUGGCGACCGCAUGACAGACCCGGCUGUGAGGGAGCAUCUGCAGCUCGAUUCCACCCUGGACCCCGAGUUUAAAAUCCAGGUGGUGCCGUAUGAGUCGAUCCUGACGGAGCUGCAGGCCAUCUGUGCUGGUCUCUCUCCCAAGGAGAAAGUGUGGCUUACCGACAAAGCCAGCUAUGCCCUGACCGAGGCCAUUCCCAAGGUUCACCGAUACCUCACCCCGUACACACCCAUCUGCAUGGGAAAAGCUGUGAAGAAUGAGGCCGAAACAGCGGGCAUGAGAAGAGCACAUAUUAAAGAUGCUGUUGCCCUGUGUGAGCUCUUUAACUGGCUGGAGAAGGAGGUUCCAAAGGGCACUGUGACAGAAAUAUUUGCUGCAGACAAAGCAGAGGAGUUUCGUAGCCAACAGAAUGACUUUGUGGAGCUGAGCUUUGCUACGAUAUCGAGCACUGGCCCAAACGGCGCUAUCAUUCACUACAAGCCAGUUCCUGAGACCAACAGAACCUUGUCCGUGAGUGAGAUCUACCUCCUGGAUUCUGGAGCUCAGUACAAAGACGGCACGACGGAUGUGACUAGGACAAUGCAUUUUGGCACCCCGUCAGCGUAUGAAAAGGAGUGCUUCACCUAUGUCCUGAAGGGCCACAUUGCUGUGAGCGCAGCCAUCUUCCCAAAUGGAACCAAAGGUCACCUUCUGGAUUCCUUUGCCCGCUCUGCCUUGUGGGACACUGGCUUGGACUACCUGCAUGGAACGGGACAUGGAGUCGGGUCUUUCUUGAACGUGCAUGAGGGCCCAUGUGGCAUUAGCUACAAAACCUUUGCUGACGAGCCCCUGGAAGCUGGCAUGGUUGUCUCUGAUGAGCCUGGAUACUAUGAAGAUGGGUCUUUUGGGAUCCGAAUAGAAAAUGUAGUUCUCGUGAUCCCUGCUGAAACCAAGUACAACUUCAAGAACAGAGGGAGCCUGACCUUUGAACCAUUGACCCUGGUUCCGAUCCAGACCAAAAUGAUUGAUGUUCAUUUACUGACGCAGAAAGAGUGUGACUGGGUGAACAAUUACCAUCAGAAGUGCCGGGAGGUGAUCGGGGCAGAGCUGGAAAGGCAAGGCCGACACGAAGCUCUGCAGUGGCUUCUCAAGGAGACGGGACCCAUCGCCAGAAUGCAAUGAUAACGACUCUUCCCCGGGGAUCGCUCACCGUCAGGCACAGACAGCGCCCGUCUGCUUUGAAAAGUGGAUAGGGUUGGAAGAAAACAGUUUGCUAUCCUUUGGGGAACACGGAGGGGGCGGGAGGGGGCAUUUUGCUUGUUUUCUGCGUGUAUUUGGUUACGGGGGAAAGAAAGGAAAGAAACAAUUUCUCUGACCGUGAGCAAAUAUUAACAAACAAACAAAAAAAAGUCUUGAAUUUGAAAUCUGGGUUUUGAAGAAGUGAUUCUAGGAGACAGCAUAGGAUGGUUUUGUACUUCCUGGUUUUUCCACUGUGAACACUCAGUGAUUUUUACAUUCAAAAUCCACUUCCGUUAACAGUGGUGCUAACGAGUGUACAUUUCUGACCAGCUAAUAAAUAUUUCCAAGUCCU
Molecule: messenger RNA, 2290 nt
Organism: Alligator sinensis (Chinese alligator)
Lineage: Eukaryota; Metazoa; Chordata; Crocodylia; Alligatoridae
Gene: XPNPEP1
Product: X-prolyl aminopeptidase 1
Exons: 19
Coding region: 10-1881 (623 amino acids)
Molecular function (GO): metalloaminopeptidase activity
Source: RefSeq, a predicted model, not a curated record